This is a messenger RNA of Talaromyces marneffei, 4518 nucleotides long. RefSeq lists its product as uncharacterized. The transcript is spliced from 8 exons. Lineage: Eukaryota; Fungi; Ascomycota; Eurotiomycetes; Eurotiales; Trichocomaceae. Gene Ontology annotation, molecular function: GTP binding; ATP binding; ATP-dependent protein folding chaperone. Gene Ontology annotation, cellular component: protein-containing complex; plasma membrane; cytosol. The coding region runs from base 1 to 4518 and encodes 1505 amino acids. Gene Ontology annotation, biological process: protein folding; protein stabilization; cellular response to heat. The record is from RefSeq and is a predicted model, not a curated record.
AUGCGCCCUGUCGUCCCCGAAUUCUCCCCCUCACCCCCUCGUAAGCUAUCCUCCGCCGACCCUUCCGCUCCAUCAUGGUCCGACACCCAGUCCGGACCUGGUGUCCCGACCUCAUUUUUCCUAGCCCGAGAGACCAGUGACGACAUGGUCUCUUCAAGAGAUAGUACAUUCGGAGUCCAGAGUCUAGAAAACACGAUUAGUGCUGCAGAUAUCUCUUGUUCGUUCAAAGACGACUCUUAUCAUCAUGAAUCUACGGAUCCGUCCUCAAAACGUAGGACCACUUUUAAACCAUCAGAUCUACUCCAUCACAUCGAUCGAUUGGAUACACCAUUGUCCAAAGCUAUUUCUCGGGCUUCCCCGGCACCCUCACGUCCGCUCACUCCGUUUAACCUGAAUGAUGAUCCGUCCUCCAUGCCGAGUAGUCCCAAAUCGAUAUCGAGUCGGUCUUUCAAACUGUUGGAUGACAUAUCAAUCACAGACGAAAUCAGUAGCCAAACCCUGGUGUCAAGCGGUGAAGAGGAAGACACCCCGGAGAUGAGUGAGCUUACUCAACAUGGAGUAGGCGAUAGCUCUUCGCAAUUGAUUAUGCCGAGCAUUCGAAUGCCAAGUCGACGUCCGUUUACCGAAAGAGGCAAGGCUAUUGGCCGUUUCAAGAUUCUUGUAGCUGGACCAAAAGGUUCCGGAAAGUCGUCAUUGAUCAGGUCAAUCGUCCAAGUAUGUGACGAUAUUGUGCACGUUGACCUUGUCGAAAACUCAGGUCAACUGGAACAUGGUCGACCUUAUUCAAGGGCGAAUUUUAAAAAGUCCAAUGCAGCCAUGAUUUCCGAAAUCUAUGCAAGCACCAAGCCAUACCCGCGGUGGUGGUCCGAUCUCGAGGAUUCGCGUAUCCUCAAGCGACGGAAGAAUAGUGGAGAAGUCGUGCUCGAGCGAAAUUUAUGUUUUGUUGAUACAACGGUUUCAAGCAACGGUACAGGCCAGCCUGACCAGAAUAUAGAGGUUAUCAUACAGUAUAUGAAACAACAAUUGUCCCGUGCUAUUGCCUCCAUCAGCCACCCUGGUUCCGAACUUCAAAAUAUGCUGGGUGGAAAUGGCGGCUCUCAGGUUGACCUGAUCCUUUAUCUUAUCUCCGAAGACACCCUUUCAUACGAUAUUGAAUGCAUUCUCAAAUUAUCUGAUUUUAGCAACGUCAUCCCCUUGAUAUCGAAAGCUGAUUUGCUAUCCGAAUCUCAAAUAACGUCGCUUAAAAGCUCUUUUCAUAGUCAAAUCGCACAAAAUAGCCCACAGUUAUUCUCCUUCGAAGACAGGAAUGUAUCAGAGGGCAAGCAAUCUCAGUCGCCAUUUGCCGUCUCUUCGAUGCAGUCUAAUGACGAUGACAAUAUGGAUGCCAGUGUGUUGAUGAGUCCAGACUAUGUCCCACCUCUGGUUACAUCUGAAAUUGGCAAUCUGAUUGAUAAGAUUUUCGAUACUGAUAAUAUGUCCUGGCUGCGUCAUGCUGCAGCUAAAAAGCUAACCCGAAAUGGAACAAUGUUGACUGCACAGCGUGCGGAUACUGCUGUUAAACGUCAGCGAUCUAAGAGCCCUGGAAAUGUCAUUGCGGCACCUAAUCCAGCUUUCAACAAUGCAGUGCUGGCUCCAUUUAGUGCUUUUGGCGGAGCUCCUAACUAUGCUUUGGCACGAGUAAACGAUUACACACAACACGAAGAGAAACUGGCUCAAGUGCGAUUGGCAAAAUGGGCCGCCGAUCUACAGCAGAGUCUACAAAACGAACGCGAAAGAUACGCUGCACUUGCUCGAGGGGAAAGAGCAGCUUGGCUGACCGAGCGUCUUGGAGAAUGCGUGAUCGAUGGCACACUUGUUCCCAUUCAAGACACACCUGGCUUUCCACGGUGGGAUGUUAAUACCGACAAACACUCAGGCGCGAUUGUGGUACGGACUUCCAAUGGACAGACCGCAAAAUAUCGCCUCACAAAGCUCAAUCCUGAGGAUCCCCUGGGAUUGGUUCGAUGGAAUGAGGAUCUUCGUCGCCGUGGUUGGAUGAUUGUGCAAGUAGUUGGUAGUUUCGGAGUUGUUGGUGGUUUGGCGCUUUGGCUAGCCAAACAUUGCAAGCUCCAACUCUACGAGGCAGAUGAGACCAAGCAACGGGGACCUCAGGGAAGCCGGUUAUUGAUUGAUGGACAGACAGCCCUAACUCAGAACUUGAGUAGGAUGGCCAAGGUGUAUAAGCUACCAGCACGGCAGUCGACGAUUUCAGACCAUAAUAUUUCCCGCAGAUGUACCACCAAGAGACGCCUUAAGAAGAAACGACAUGUUAAACGCACUAGACUUCUCUUGUACCUCUGUGAAUCUCUUAAUUUCCCAACCCUUCCUACUUUGAUACCCUUUUCGCAUUCACACAUCACAUCCAUCAAAAUGUCAGAGACAUUCGAGUUUCAGGCUGAGAUCUCUCAGCUCUUGUCCCUCAUUAUCAACACCGUCUACUCGAACAAGGAGAUCUUCUUGCGAGAACUCAUCUCCAACUGUUCCGAUGCCUUGGACAAGAUUCGCUAUGAGGCCCUUUCAGACCCAUCCAAGCUCGACACGGGCAAGGAUCUCCGUAUCGACAUUACCCCCGACAAGGAGAACAAGACCAUCACCAUCCGCGAUACCGGUAUUGGUAUGACCAAGGCUGAUCUCAUCAACAACCUCGGCACAAUUGCCCGCUCCGGUACCAAGCAGUUCAUGGAGGCCCUGACUGCUGGUGCUGAUAUCUCCAUGAUCGGUCAGUUCGGUGUCGGUUUCUACUCUGCAUACCUCGUCGCCGACAAGGUCACCGUCAUCUCCAAGCACAACGAUGAUGAGCAGUACAUCUGGGAGUCCAGCGCCGGUGGUACCUUCACUCUUACUCAGGACACUGAGGGUGAGCCCCUUGGCCGUGGUACCAAGAUGAUCCUUCACUUGAAGGACGAGCAGACCGAAUUCCUCCAGGAGAGCAAGAUCAAGGAGAUUGUCAAGAAGCACUCCGAGUUCAUCUCCUACCCCAUCUACCUCCACAUCAUGAAGGAGGUCGAGAAGGAGGUCCCCGAAGAUGAUGCUGAGGAGGCAAAGGAGGAAGAAGAUGGCGAGAAGAAGCCCAAGAUCGAGGAGGUCGAUGACGAGGAGGAAGAAAAGAAGGAGAAGAAGACCAAGAAGAUCAAGGAGUACAAGAUGGAGGAGGAGGAGCUCAACAAGACCAAGCCCAUCUGGACUCGUAACCCCGCUGAUAUCACCCAGGAGGAAUACGCUUCCUUCUACAAGACUCUCUCCAACGACUGGGAGGACCACCUUGCUGUCAAGCACUUCUCUGUUGAGGGUCAGCUCGAGUUCCGUGCCAUCCUCUUCGUUCCCAAGCGUGCUCCCUUCGACCUUUUCGAAACUAAGAAGACCAAGAACAAUAUCAAGUUGUACGUCCGUCGUGUCUUCAUCACUGAUGACGCCUCCGACCUCAUCCCUGAGUGGCUUAGCUUCAUCAAGGGUGUUGUUGACUCUGAGGAUCUCCCUCUCAACUUGUCUCGUGAGACGCUCCAGCAGAACAAGAUCAUGAAGGUCAUCAAGAAGAACAUCGUUAAGAAGACCCUUGAGCUCUUCAACGAGAUCGCUGAGGACCGUGAGAUGUUCGACAAGUUCUACUCUGCUUUCAGCAAGAACAUCAAGCUCGGUAUCCACGAAGACGCCCAGAACCGCCAGACUCUUGCCAAGCUCCUCCGCUACAACUCCACCAAGUCCGGUGACGAGAUGACCUCUCUCACUGACUACAUCACUCGUAUGCCCGAGCACCAGAAGCAGAUCUACUACAUCACUGGCGAGUCUCUCAAGGCUGUCCAGAAGUCUCCUUUCCUCGACACCCUCAAGCAGAAGAACUUCGAAGUCUUGUUCCUUGUUGACCCCAUCGAUGAGUAUGCUUUCACUCAGUUGAAGGAGUUCGAUGGCAAGAAGCUUGUCGACAUCACCAAGGACUUCGAGCUUGAGGAGACUGAGGAGGAGAAGGCCGAGCGUGAGAAGGAGGAGAAGGAAUUCGAGCCUCUCGCCAAGAGCCUCAAGAACAUUCUCGGCGACAAGGUCGAGAAGGUUGUUGUGUCCCACAAGCUUGUCGGUGCUCCUUGCGCUAUCCGUACCGGCCAGUUCGGUUGGUCCGCCAACAUGGAGCGUAUCAUGAAGGCCCAGGCUCUCCGUGACACCUCCAUGAGCUCCUACAUGGCGUCCAAGAAGACUUUCGAGAUCUCUCCCAAGUCUCCUAUCAUCAAGGAGCUCAAGAAGAAGGUUGAGGCCGAUGGCGAGAACGACCGCACCGUCAAGUCCAUCACUCAGCUCCUCUUCGAGACCUCUCUCUUGGUUUCUGGAUUCACCAUUGAUGACCCUGCCAGCUUCGCUGAGCGCAUUCACAAGCUCAUCUCUCUCGGCUUGAACGUCGAAGAGGACGUCGAGGCCGCAGAGGAGAAGGAUGGCGAGGAAACCGCCGCUGCCGAAGCCACCGGUGAGAGCGCUAUGGAGGAAGUCGACUAA